AGACAGUGCGUGCGAGCCACUUUUUCCUUACAGUAUCCAGUACUAGUACAGGUUACCCAGUACAGGGGAUCUCGGAGUAGCCGACGGUAUGCAGCACGGUCGUUGAUGAUCUGCGUAUAUAUCAAUUUUCACGUCUGUUAUGUGCCAUUUUCUUUCUGCCACUCUACCUCAUCUCUCUCCUUUCUCUCUCUCUCUUUCUUUCUUCUUUGUCCCCUUAAGGUAAAAUUGAGGACCUUUUUUUUAUUUUUAUUUUUUUUUUCCCCUCCUUUUCUAUUAAUUGAACAUUAUUCCGAAACUAAGAAUAUUUCCGCCGCCCUUUU
Messenger RNA from Aspergillus caelatus, 320 nucleotides. RefSeq lists its product as uncharacterized. NCBI's taxonomy places the organism in Eukaryota, Fungi, Ascomycota, Eurotiomycetes, Eurotiales, Aspergillaceae. The transcript has a single exon. The record is from RefSeq and is a predicted model, not a curated record. The annotation marks the transcript as partial.